Messenger RNA from Pocillopora meandrina, 4023 nucleotides. The record is from the annotation of a GenBank genome assembly. Lineage: Eukaryota; Metazoa; Cnidaria; Anthozoa; Scleractinia; Pocilloporidae.
AUAAGCAAAUUGUAUUGUCACCAGUCUUCGCAAUUUUUGCCCAUAUUCACCGAACUUGAAGAUCUUAGUUCGACUUUUAUCGCCAACUGUGUCUUUAACAUUUUUCAUAUUUACACCGCCUUCAUGUUGAAUAUUCUGACAUUCUACGCCAUACACAAAACUUCAAUGAUGCCAAAAACUUUGAAAACUCUGCUGCUAAGUCUUGCUUGCUCGGAUGUUGCUGUUGGUUUGUUUAGUCAACCACCAUACACUUUCUUUCUUAUCAACUGGCUUCGACUACGCAAUCCUGACUAUAACACUCAACAAGUGCGGACGAUCUUCAGUGGUAUAUUUUCAGCUGCCUCGUUCCUUGGUGUUGUGAUUGUAAGUGUAGACAGGUUCUUAGCCGUUCAUCUUCAUCUCAGAUACCAGGAGCUUGUGACUCACAUGCGUAUUGUUCUCUUGGUGAUCAGCAUAUGGCUGUACAGUACAUUUGUUACUUUGAUGAAAUUGUGGGGGCCUUUAAGUGCUCAGGAUCUUAUAAGUGUAAUUACGGCUGCUUUCGGUUUUAUCAUCACCCUUGUGGUGUACAUCAGGAUAUUUUUAACUAUACAACGGCACAAGAAUGAGAUUCAGUCCAUGCAAAUACGGAAUGAAGCUCAGUCUGAGGAAAUAAAAAACUUUACUCUUCUCAUUAAAUCCAUAGUUGGCAUAUUCUGUGUAUUUAUGUGUAUCUUGUGUUUUUAAUUUGUAAUUUGCCCUAUUUCAUUUGCAUGGCUGUUAUUCGAAUCUGUGGCUCAAGUAUCGUUUUAAAAAAUUUGUAUCUUUUCUCCUUGACUCUCAUGUAUCUCAAUUCAUCUUUGAACCCUAUAAUUUACUGCUGGAAGAUGAGACACAUUCAACACGCUAUCAUGGACAUACUACGAAAGGUGUCUUGGGAGGGUAAUCGGCCAUUUCGGAUUCAAUACAAUCGGUCAUCAAAUGUCGUCCAUAUCGAUAACUGAUCCCCCCUGUGUGGCUUACAAAGACUGCGCGCAGUAAUUGUCUACGACAAAGUAAAUAAGGACAUACAAGAUUGUAUAACAAAUUAAUGAUAAGACCCGGCAGCCAAAUUAUUGCGUAGUUCCAAUUUUAAGUACGUAAUAAGUCCAGUGGUCUCUAGUUUGGAAGGGCAGAGGCUACUUUAAGCUAGAAAGCUAAUUUUGUCAUCGAUGGAUAAUGAAAUUGUAAUUAUGGAUGCAAAUAAGAGUAGGAUACCACAUAUGCUUUCAUUCAUAUUAUGAUUUAUAUCGCUCUUAAUUUCAAGUCAGAAUUAAAAACCAUUAACGGUGGUUACGGUCUUGAGCUUCGGAAAAGUUUAUUCUUUGGCUUGUAAAUUUUGCCCAUGACUGCCAACUGUUUCGGCAAAUCUCUUAAAACUAGCACUGAGAAGUAUUUUUUCCUUGUUAUCUCCUUUCGCUUAGAUGCAAAUAACAGAUAGGUUUUGGAAUCAAUUUGAUAAUCCUUUUUAAUUUCCAGACAAGUUAAUGGGUCAAUAAAGUCAAAUGUGUUGAAAGAAUUAGUCUCAUAACGAAAGUGUCGAAAAGUUUAUUGGUACAGAUAAUCGACGGCUUAAAUUUCGGGCAUAUCUAUGAUUGAGUGUCUUCCACAUCAAUAACUGAAAUCUUCUGUGUGGCUAACAAGCGCUUUGUGCGGUUUGCUGUCGAUAGAGUAAGCAGGAAUAAUGUGUGAAGGAAUUGCAGUCGGAAAGACGGAGAGAUUAAAUUUUAAAGUUGUUAUUAUGAAGGUUCUCGAAGAGGAAGGAAAUAGGAGACAUGAUAUUAUGUGCAUCAAGGUCUUCGUCGUCUCUUUAAAGUCAAAAUAGAAAAUCGAUGAGAAAAAAAAACAAUAAAAUGAAAGAACAGAAUCAACAUGGAUCUCAACAUAGACAUGUAAAAGCAACAACAAGCCGUUGGGACUCAGGAAAAGGGUGACCGCCACUGCUUAACCCUUGACACCCUUAAUUGAAUAAAAUAUAAAAAAGCGCAUUCCAGGUCUCAUUUAUGAAGAAACUCGCGGAGUUCUCACAGGUUUUCUCGAAAACGUGAUAUGCGACGCGGUGACAUCUACUGAACACGCCAAGCGCAAGACGGUGACCGGAUGAACGUUUUAUACGCGCUGAACAACAAUGACGCAUGCUGUACGGCUUUAGAGGCCGAAGAAUGAAGAACUAACACGACUUAGAAACUUUAGAGUUAGCAAGCAUGUGAAAGAAAGAUAAUGUCGUGUACCUGUCUUUUUGAUGUAGCCUAUUUUUUGUAGCUGUAGCAAGACUUAAUGCAUACACAGAAUGCAACGAGAAUUAAAUUGCUUCUUUCGUUUCUACAUUUGUUUGUAGUCCAUGUUCAUUUUACCGCGCCUCAUCUGUAUGAGAGAGACUAAGGAGAGGCUAGGGUGGCGUUCGCCUUUGAAGUGCAAAUAUGUAGCGUGUAAACCUCAGGGAACCAUGUUUAGAAUAUUGAAACACAAAUUUAAGAAAUAACAAAACCAGUCUUAUCCACACGGGCAUCGGGAAAGUAGGUAACACCAUAAGUAGCGAACGAGAACCCGAAACAAGAACAGGCGGACUGUCAAAAGCACGGAAAUGCCCGAGUGAUGCCUUUUGAGACAUUCACUCUGACGAAACGCAAACGGUCGAAACCUCAGUUUUAGAAAAUCUCCUCAGUGUUUAAUUUACGUUAUCAACUCGGAUAAAAUCAAAUUGUCUCGUAAUACCCUCACCGAAGUAGCAUCACAGUUUCCUCCGAAACGCGCCCCCUUUGUUCAUUUUCAGUUUAGAUUUCUGCCAAAAACUGAACGGUUUCGUUCCAAUUCAGUUGCCUGUGGACUACUAUAAUCUCGUAUUCAGAUCUUACCGUUUAUCUGUAAGGGAAAUGUAGGUUCCAACCGCUUGGCCGUGAAAGGGGUGGGUAGGAAACUAUCUACGAGCAUACCAUCUCUGCCCGUGAGAAGGCUUGAGACGAAUCGGGGAGAGGUUUGCCGGGGAUCUGGCACUACCUGCAGACCUCUCGCUGACUACUCUACAGAGGACAAUAGAGAAUUGGCUGCCAUUGAACUGCCAAUAAGGUAGCUAAGGAUUAUAAGAAUAUUACAGAGGCGUAUUGGGGAGGCAGAUAAAUUUUAUCGUGACAACCAAAAUCCUCCGACUCCCAACUCUCGUCCUGCGAAAAACAAUGAUCAGUCCGUCAUUAAGCCACUAAUUUUUUCAGUGUUUGUUUUAAAGUUAUAGAACAUGAAUGUAAAAUCCAACGAGCUGUACAAACGCACUGUUACACGUGUUAAGCGAAUGGUGGUAAUCAAGGAAAACUGAUAAUCAAAUUAUUUUCUUUUAACUUCCUAUCUCAGCACCGGCCGCAACCAUCUGCCGAGAUCCAAGGACUGUUUACUUCAACGUUGAAUGACGGAGGGUACUAUCGUUGUUAUCCUCAGUAAGGCUUGUAAGAAGUUGACCUACUAAAAUAUCGCAAACCAUUCAGUAUUUGUCUGAAAUAGCGGCUCCAAGCGAAAAUCAUGAACAAAUCGUAUUGUAACCAGUUUUCGCAAUUUUUGCCCAUAUUCACCGAACUUCAAGAUCUUCGUUCGACUUGUGUCGCCAACUGCGUCUUUAACAUUUUUCUUAGUUACACCGCCUUCAUGUUGAAUAUUGUGACAAUCUACGCCAUACACAAAACUUCGACAAUGCCAAAAGCCUUGAAAACUCUGCUGCUAAGUCUUGCCUGCUCGGAUGUUGCUGUUGGUUUUUUCAGUCAACCAUUAUACUCUUUCUUCUUUAUCAACUGGCUUCGAUUAGAAAAUCCUGGCUGUAACACUAAACAAGUGUGGACGAUUUCAAGUAGUUUAUUUUCAGUUGCUUCUUUCCUUGGUGUUGUGGCUGUAAGUGUAGACAGGUUCUUAGCCGUUCAUCUUCAUCUCAGAUACCAGGAGAUUGUGACUCACAGGCGUGUUGCCAUCGUUGCGAUUGGCAUAUGGGUGUAUAGUGCAAUUAGUUCUUUGAUGAUAUUGUGG